GAUCUGAAGCAACAACGGGAGCUCGCUUGCUGUGAAGUUUAAACUUAUAGGUUGGUAUCUGGUGCUGUUAAAGUGUAGAGUGACUGUUCGUGAAAAUGCCUAAAGUAAAGACAAGCCGCAUUAAAUAUCCAGAAGGAUGGGAGCUUAUUGAGCCUACUUUUCGUGAGCUUGAGGGUAAAAUGAGGGAAGCUGAAAAUGAUCCACAUGAUGGAAAGAGAAAAUGUGAGGCCUUGUGGCCAAUUUUCAAAAUUGCACAUCAAAAGAGUCGGUACGUAUAUGACCUAUAUUACCGGAGGAAGGAAAUAUCAAAAGACUUGUAUGAAUUCUGCCUGGACCAGGGAUAUGCCGACAGUAAUUUGAUUGCUAAGUGGAAGAAGCCUGGUUAUGAACGGCUUUGCUGUCUUCGAUGCAUUCAGCCAAGAGAUCACAACUUCGGAACCACAUGUGUAUGCAGAGUUCCGAAGCACCUGAGAGAGGAAAAGGUCAUAGAAUGUGUCCAUUGUGGCUGUGGAGGCUGUGCUAGUGGUGACUGACCCUUCGCUGUAUGUUUCAUCACUUCAUUCAAACUAAAUUAUGCCAGUUUAUAUCACAUUGGAUUCCUUGAUCCUGUAUUAUGCUAGUUAAUUCUGUCAGUGCAAGAAAAAUACAACGUUUUUACGGUCGUUUAUCUUAGAGCACAAUUUUAAAUUUUGAUGAUUUGUUA
Molecule: messenger RNA, 703 nt
Organism: Dendrobium catenatum
Lineage: Eukaryota; Viridiplantae; Streptophyta; Magnoliopsida; Asparagales; Orchidaceae
Product: protein BUD31 homolog 2
Exons: 4
Coding region: 96-533 (145 amino acids)
Biological process (GO): mRNA splicing, via spliceosome
Cellular component (GO): spliceosomal complex; nucleus
Source: RefSeq, a predicted model, not a curated record